This is a messenger RNA of Solanum dulcamara, 2596 nucleotides long. RefSeq names its product calmodulin-binding receptor-like cytoplasmic kinase 2. NCBI's taxonomy places the organism in Eukaryota, Viridiplantae, Streptophyta, Magnoliopsida, Solanales, Solanaceae. The record is from RefSeq and is a predicted model, not a curated record. Gene Ontology annotation, biological process: protein phosphorylation. Gene Ontology annotation, molecular function: ATP binding; protein kinase activity. The coding region runs from base 838 to 2169 and encodes 443 amino acids. The transcript has 7 exons.
UUCUUUAGCAGUGAAAUAUAAGGCUCUAUUUAUAGCCUUAAAAAUGUGAUUGGGGGUUCAAAGAUGGUGGUUGAUGGGUUCAACAAUGGUUAAUGAGUUGGUGGUUGCUGAACAUAUAAACCUCGAGUUCUUUACUUCACUCUCGACGGCAUCACGGCACAAGGACUCUCCAUCUCUGAAGAUCUUUAACUAGUAGCUUUGGUCUUAUUGGUUGAGUAUUUUCCUAUCCACUACUUGUGUUUGAUACCGAGAGAAACUCUUCAGAUGAAGUCCACAAGCAGUUCUCUGUUGGACUUGGAGGGUGAAAGCAAAGGCUCUCCCUCAUCCUUUGAAUCAAAACUUUUGUUCUGCAACGGAGGGAGUGAUCUCCAGUCACGAAUUUCCAAAUUUAAUCCGACUGUGAAGAAGCCUGAGAUCUCUUCAACUUCCCAGAGCCAAGUUCUAGAAAAGGUCAAGAAUUUCCUGGGAGUUCUAUCAGAAGCAAACAAAAAACUGGAGGUUGAUGCGAAGAAAAAUCCUAAAAAGUAUGAUAUAAAAGAACUCACUAGGGAGGAUUCUGAAUACAUAGAAAUGAAUUUAAUGUUGGGUGUUGCAGAGGUUUAUUCCUUUGAGGCUGUUGCUGCUGCUGAGUCUGUCAUAGCUCGUCAGCAACCACUGACUCCAUUAGCUUCAAUCAGUAGCGCAACCACCGAUGUUGAUGACAGUAGCAACGAAGAUGGUCGUUGACCUCUCACAGCUCUAUUUUUGAAAGAGUCUCCUUCAUCAAUGACAACUUUAAGAACAUGAAACACAUUUAUAUGGAGUUUUAGCAGUUGAUAUGCUCAACACAGAAACCUGAUGAAGAAAACAAACAAAAGCCAAAUGCAGAGUUUCCAACAAGACUUAAUCAUUGAUUACUCUGCUGGACCUAGAAAGCAUCAUCACAAGUUUGGCUCUUCCUUUAAAAGUGUCAAGAAAAAGCUAAGUGAUAUUUUCUCUGCACUUGUGUUUUGGCAGAAGAAAGCCAAUUCUGAGACCCACAAAAGUCAAAGUCCAGAGAGGGAGGUCUCCACAUCAAAAGGUAGUAACUCUUCCGGAAGCAAGAGGGGAAUUUUGUUGAAACCCCAAUACUCUAAUUCCCAUAGAACUUCAAUGGCUACCAGGGAGCAGCUAGGUACAUUUGAGUUCUCGUUUGAUGAAAUUUUCCAGGCAACUGGAAAUUUUUCUGCAGUACACAAGAUUGGUGAAGGUGGGUUUGGGAUAGUGUACAAGGGAAAGCUUAAGAAUGGAUUCCCUGUUGCUAUUAAGCACGCUAAGAAGGAUUUGCGAGUGUUAGCAGAAUGCAAGAAUGAAGUCCAGGCAUUGUCAAAGAUUGAGCAUCUAAAUCUUGUUAGAUUUUAUGAAUUUCUGGAGCUCAGAGAUGAGAGGAUUAUUGUUACUCAGUAUGUCAGCAAUGGAACACUUCGAGAACACUUGGAUGGUAAGAAUGGAACCGAGCUUGAAGCUGCUGAGCGUUUGAGCCUUGCGAUUGACGUAGCUCAUGCUAUUACCUAUCUGCACUCGUACACAGAUCCUCCAAUUAUCCAUAGAGAUAUAAAAGCUUCUAACAUACUCAUCACAGAAAAUCUCCAUGCUAAAGUAGCAGACUUUGGAUUCGCACGAUUAGCUGCUGAAGAUCCCUGUGCUACACAUAUUUCUACACAAAUAAAAGGGACAGCCGGCUAUUUAGAUCCUGAGUACUUAAGGACAUACCAGCUUACUGAAAAGACUGAUGUCUACUCCUUUGGUGUUUUGCUUGUGGAGAUGAUGACAGGAAGACAUCCCAUCGAAACAAAUCGAAACCUUGAUGAGAGAGUGACGAUAAGAUGGGCGAUGAGUAUGCUAAAACAUGGGGAUACUGUAAUAGCAAUGGAUCCAAGAUUGCGAAGAAGCCCAGCAUCUAUUGAGGCUGUUGAAAAAGUACUCAAACUAGCUAGACAAUGCCUUGCACCUUCCAGACUGGCGAGACCAGCUAUGAAAAAAUGCGCAGAGGUACUAUGGGGAAUUCGAAAACAAUUCAUAGAGAAAAGUAUCCCAAAAUCUUCAACCUCUAGCCACUCAGUAAACUUUCUGGACAGAAAUGCAAAAAGGGAUUGGGAGGAUUUAUACACAGUUAACUAUAGCAAGAACUAUAGAUUUGCUUCCACUUGACAAACUUUUAGCAAAGUCCAUGUAUAACAGUGCUUCAAGUAUGAUUUAUCAUCAAAUUAGACUACUGAUUCCCUGUAGACAUACUAGUUGACCUGUAUUCUUUUUCAUUUGAGUUUAACUUAUGUGCACCCGAAAGAUGUGCAGUCACCUCCACUAAAUAGGAGGCAGCAGUCGAAGGGUGGAUCAAGACAAUUUCAUGACUUGGCUCAUCGGUUGGUGUUUGAUCAUGCUGCACUCAAACAAUUCUCCCAAGACCCCACCACCACUUUGCUGUGCAUACUCAGAAAUUACUGCGUGAGUGCAAAUAACCCAAGUCCUUGCUAUGUCUUUUAAGGAAUUGGUUGUGAAAGACUUCUCAGAGAAACACUAAACCUUGAUUUGGCCUUCAUGGAUUGAUCUUCACACUCUUUAUUGCAGCAGAAAAUAA